CUCACCAUUAUUUGCUGGUGGGGUGGGGUGGAGGGCCUUCGCGCCGUCACGUGCUUUGGUGAGUCUCUAGAGCAUUAGGUACGCCCUCAGGUCGCAACAAAGGAACACAGCCUGCCACUGUAAAUUGAAAUGCGUAGCCCGUCAGGACGCGGCGUGCCGUACGCGAGCUUUGAGUACUUCGAGACGUUUACCUGUUCACCAGACAUUAAUUGCGAUCAUGUUCUUUGCGUCUGCCUGAUUUAGGUUCCUUUUGGUUGUUAGGAAUAUCGAAUUCCCACUGUGCAAUAAGCCAUUCGUUGCUUUUUCCCUUGGCUUCCUAAUUGGAACUACCCUGCCACCGCGCGAGGUGCCGUCAUCGGCGGCCAUCAGGGGAGCAUGCAAGUCUUUCGCCUCCGACUAAAUUGCAUCGACCACUACCAAGCCACCCCCACCAGAUACGAUCCCCAGCUGCGCAAACAUGUUCACGACUCGCAGAUGGCAAAGGAGCCAAAGGUGCCCGUCAUUCGCGUCUUCGGGUCGACCGAGACGGGCCAGAAGGUGUGCGCCCACGUCCAUGGCGCCUUCCCCUAUCUCUACGUCGAGUAUCUCGGGAGCUUGGACAAACGCGAAGUGGGCGAAUACAUACGCAGCCUCCAUCUCUCCAUUGAUCACGCCCUGGCCGUCAGCUACCGAAGGCAUGAUGAGAACCGCGCCCAGCCAAAAUUCGUUACGCGCAUCACCCUCGUGAAAGCCGUCCCUUUCUACGGCUUUCAUGUCGGCUACCGCUUCUAUCUGAAGAUCUACAUGCUCAACCCCGCUGUCAUGACCCGACUUGCAGACCUCUUGCAGCAGGGCCUCAUCAUGGGCCGCAAGUUCCAACCCUACGAAGCCCACUUGCAGUAUCUCCUCCAGUUCAUGAUCGACUACAAUCUGUACGGUUGCGGUUAUCUAGAUUCUGCACACGUCCGGUUUCGUGCCCCUGUUCCUGAUUUUGACCAAGAUGUUGAGAAUUCCGGGCCCACCUGGGAUCGCAGUUCUAUUCCCCGUGAAAUCAUCACCGAAGACUACGGCCUCCCGCGAGUUAGCCACUGUGCCUUGGAGGUCGAUCUCUGCGUUCAGGACAUUCUAAACCGUACAGCCGUGAGAGAGCGGCCUCUGCAUCACGACUUUAUCGAACGGCAGUACCCCCUGUCCGCCGAUCUCAAACUCGUCCCCAGCAUGGCCGGCCUAUGGGAAGACGAAGCUAAGCGCAGGAAGAAGUGUAUGCGCGUCAAGGCUCCCGGAGGCUCUCCUUUCCCCGCAGAGGCUUUGGUCUCCAUGUCCGCAAAUCCGCGAGAUUCACAGCCUCCUGGUUGGCUACACGAGGAAGAAUACCGCGCUCAAAUCCAACGCUUGAUCCAAGACGAAGGUUUGGAGGAUGGGGCCGAUCUUUCUUUCUCCGACUACCUCGAACCGGACCCCCUUAGAGCCAGUGUGAAGACGGUGUUCCAGUCUGUGGAAGAUCUAUUCCCGGAUAAUCUGCUGCCUGCCCUUGGCCUCGAUGACAAGAUCCUAGGCGCAAACCUGAAUGUCGCCAAUAGCAGCGUCGAAGUGGACGAGGAAGGGAUCCUUGAGCUUGAGAUGGACGAAGAAACCAGGCAGCUCUUUCUAGAUGAUUUGGAUGACGACGGGACGGCCGAGGCCCAAGUCAUUGGCAAAGCUGCUGAGCUGAAACCCGAGCGCAAAAAGAACUUAGACGGGGCUGCUGUAGAAAAUGUCCCUGAUGCAAUCGGCGGAGAGUUAAAGCCCGACAAAAUCCCUUCCGAACAACAUCUGACGUCCAAGAUAGAGAUCGAACUGAUGAGGACCGUCUACGGCCUUGGCGGCUUUUGUAUCAGCGGUCUACGUUCUGGAAAACGGCCCCAAAUUCCACUAUACAAUGGUCUGGUUGCUGAGGCCAAGGCAAUGGGCCUCACAACGAAACUCGAUGAUCCCGGGCACUCUGACACAAAUGAGGUAUUCGCUGCCAAGCGUCAGCGAUCAGAACUAGAAGAGGGCCUGCCGCCGAAGCGGCAGAAGCAGGACAAGUCGGUCCAUGAACCUGAAGCGAGGAACGACAUUCGUAAGAUCGAGCCAAGGAAAUCAUCGCAGCCAGAGGAAUCGGCCAAGCCAUAUACUACCAAAAGCGAUCUUACAAGGCAGUCUGGAAACCAGACACUCGGCUUUUCCGUUGUCAAAGAUGCCCAAAAUCCCAACACAAAACUAAGACUGAGCCAACAGAGCGGCUCACAACGCAGUCAGGGUGAUGCGAUAGAAAUGCACGUGUCAUUCGAUCCGCUGCUAUCCAUUCAGGAGGCCGGUUCCAAUACCGAAAAUGGGUCAACGAAGGCGCCUGCAUCACGAACUUCUCUCUCCAACUCAGCUUCAACUGGCACUGUCUCGACUUCGCAACUUGUCUGGAAUGGCUCAACCAAGAUCUUCUUGCUUGGUUGUAUGCCUCCGUCGCGGACAGAGGUCUUGGCCACAAUGCAAAGCAACAACUUACCGGAUGUCAUCUAUCAAGAUGCAUUUUAUAGCAUGGAUAAAGAUGUUCCCUCUCGACCCAGAGAGUACGCAGGGCGAGAAUUUCGACUAGGUGGCAAAAGUGUCCCGUAUCUACCCGAAUUCGAUGCCACAGGCCAAUCUCUGGCUACAUUCGGUAUAAGACCAGAAUUUAUUCCUGACGCCUCUAAAAUGGAGUCUGAGUUUUCGAGGCAGCGGAAAUUAUGCACCAUAAAGAGCUGGGAAAUAGCCGAACCGCCUCCAACCUAUAACGAACUCAGUACUUGGUGGACUGAUAAACAAAGACCUCGUCAGGCGAAACAACUUGGCUCUGCCAAUCCACAGGCAACGCAGGCUGCGAGGCCAGAGCUAUCCCAAAUCGUCGGACCUACACCUAAGAACAAAUACGGAUUCAAGUACUCCCAGAAACGGAAGUCGACAAGCGUUGAGCACGGGGCACAAUAUAUGAGUACUAUGAGCCUUGAGGUACAUGUCAAUACCAGAGGCAAAUUAGUGCCAAAUCCCGAAGAAGACAAAGUCCAAUGCAUAUUCUGGUCUGUCAGGUCCGACGAGAACUCUCUGCGCAGCAGCCAGUUGCCAGACAACACCCAGGCUGGCAUCAUUGUCCUCACCGAAGAUGAGUCGUUCUCCAAACGAAUACAACAUGAGAGAAGCACUGUCGAGGUCGUCCAGGAAUCCUCGGAGCUAGAGGUCAUGUCCAGAAUAGUAGAAAUCGUGCGGUCCCAUGACCCAGACAUUCUCACAGGAUACGAAGUUCAUGGUGGCUCUUGGGGUUACCUCAUUGCGCGGGCAAGGUUCAAAUACGACUACGACUUGUGUGAUGAGUUCUCUCGCAUGAAGUCAGCGUCGAACGGGAGGGAGGGACGAGAAGCUGACAAAUGGGGCUUCAACACGACAUCGGCGAUUCGAGUCACCGGCAGGCAUAUGAUCAACAUCUGGAGAGCGAUGCGAGGCGAGCUGAACCUGCUUCAGUAUACCAUGGAGAAUGUGGUCUGGCAUCUGCUUCACCGCCGCAUCCCUCAUUAUCCUUGGCAAACAUUGACGAAUUGGUACCAAAGCAAACGUCCCAGAGACCUUGGCAAGGUUGUCCGACAUUACUUGACAAGGACCCGAUUAGAUCUCGAGAUUUUGGAGGCCAACGAGCUAAUUGCUCGCACAAGCGAGCAAGCUAGACUUCUCGGGGUGGACUUUUUCUCCGUCUUCUCUCGAGGCUCGCAGUUCAAGGUCGAGUCAAUCAUGUUCAGGAUCGCCAAGCCGGAGAACUUCAUCCUUGUGUCCCCCAGUAGGAAGCAGGUCGGGGGCCAGAAUGCCCUGGAAUGUCUCCCUUUGGUGAUGGAGCCCCAGAGCGCAUUCUACAACAGCCCCCUGGUGGUUCUGGAUUUUCAAAGCCUGUAUCCCAGCGUCAUGAUUGCGUACAACUACUGCUACUCGACGUUCCUCGGCCGAAUUGUCAAUUGGCGGGGCUCGAACAAGAUGGGGUUUGCCGAAUACCAGAGAAGGGAGGGCCUCCUCCGCCUCUUGGAAAAAUACAUCAACAUAGCUCCCAACGGAGUAAUGUACACCAAGCCCGAGAUUCGGAAAUCUCUCCUCGCCAAGAUGCUCACCGAGAUCUUGGAGACGCGCGUCAUGGUCAAAAGCGGCAUGAAAGAGGAUAAAGAUGACAGGACUCUGCAGCGUCUUCUCAACAACCGGCAGCUGGCGCUCAAACUGCUUGCCAAUGUCACGUAUGGCUACACGUCAGCAUCCUUCUCGGGUAGGAUGCCAUGUUCUGAGAUCGCCGACAGCAUCGUACAGACAGGGCGUGAGACACUCGAGCGCGCCAUUGCGUUCAUCCACUCUGUCGAACGAUGGGGCGCUGAAGUGGUUUACGGCGACACUGACAGUCUUUUCAUCUACCUCAAAGGGCGUACUCGCGAGCAGGCGUUCGACAUCGGAGCCGAGAUAGCCAAGGAGAUCACAAACAUGAACCCGCGACCUAUCAAGCUCAAGUUUGAGAAGGUGUAUCAUCCUUGCGUUCUUCUCGCCAAGAAGCGCUAUGUCGGGUACAAAUUCGAGAGCCGCGAGCAAACUAUCCCCGAGUUCGACGCGAAGGGCAUUGAAACUGUCCGCCGAGACGGUACGCCCGCGGAGCAGAAGAUCGAGGAGAAGGCGCUCAAGAUAUUAUUCGAGACAGCCGACUUGAGCCAGGUCAAGGAGUAUUUCCAGACCCAGUGCGCCAAAAUCAUGCGAGGCACCGUGUCCGUCCAAGAUUUCUGCUUCGCAAGGGAGGUUAAGCUCGGCACAUAUAGUGCCAAAGGCCCAGGGCCGGCCGGUGCGCUCAUCAGCACCAAGCGUAUGCUCAAGGAUGCCCGCGCCGAGCCUCAGUACGGCGAGAGAGUUCCAUACGUGGUGAUAUCAGGAGCCCCGGGCGCGCGGCUGAUUGACCGCUGCGUCGCCCCUGAGGACCUGCUGAACAGUCCCGACGCCUCCCUCGACGCUGAGUACUACAUCUCCAAGAACAUCAUCCCGCCCCUCGAGCGCAUCUUUAACCUAGUCGGCGCCAACGUCCGCGCAUGGUACGACGAGAUUCCCAAGGUUAAGCUCGUCCGUCGCGUUGACGCCUCUGUGGGUUCUGCGCUAGGGGGGCGUGCUGGUGAUGGCGCCAGUGGUGGCGUCAACAAUACCAAGAAAAAGACGCUCGAAUGGUUCUUGCACGCAACGUCGUGUAUUGUCUGUGCUGUCAAGAUCAAGAGCGGCCCUGGUGGGGCUGCGGGAUCAGCAGGUACAAACGCGGCGAAUCUUCCCAUCUGCCGCCGCUGCGCCGAAGACACGGCUAAGUCAGUGCUCCAUUUGCAGAUGCGCCUAAACAUGGAGCACCGCAAGCUCACCGACGUCAUCAAGGUCUGCCAGACCUGUGCUGGACUCUCCCCUCAGGAAGAUGUUCUAUGUAACAGCGGAGACUGUCCCGUGUUCUACACGCGCGUCAAACAAGCACGGAAAUUCCGCACCGAGAGCACUGUCGCAGAGCCGCUUGUCCGGCAGUUAGCAGAGCGGAAGAUUGGACCACCGAGCUUGGAUUGGUGAUUAUGGGUGGCAUUUUUGGCGUUUUUCUUUCCCUCCCCUUUUUGGCUGUGGUAUAUUGCAUAGGAUUGGAGCAUUGGCGGGUCGGCAUUCAUGGACGAGGGUACUGGGUCAUAGUCUAUGUGUAUGUACAUGUACGUGACGAUUACGAAAUGGGUGGUAGGUAUGGGUGAGAUGAACCGUUUGGCAUUAUAAACCAAUAAAUAACGGAGAAGGGUGCCAGCAUCGAAACAGGCACACGAUUACCACCUCUUUAGAAGAGUUCCUUCAAGUUUUAUAAUAAAAGGCACCUCUGGUGCGUCUCUCGACA
This is a messenger RNA of Lasiosphaeria miniovina, 5890 nucleotides long. RefSeq lists its product as uncharacterized. Gene Ontology annotation, molecular function: DNA binding; DNA-directed DNA polymerase activity; nucleotide binding. The record is from RefSeq and is a predicted model, not a curated record. The transcript is spliced from 2 exons. Gene Ontology annotation, biological process: error-prone translesion synthesis; double-strand break repair via homologous recombination. Gene Ontology annotation, cellular component: zeta DNA polymerase complex; nucleus. NCBI's taxonomy places the organism in Eukaryota, Fungi, Ascomycota, Sordariomycetes, Sordariales, Lasiosphaeriaceae. Bases 376 to 5583 code for a protein of 1735 amino acids.